CAAUUUUUUCUUGAUUUUGAAUUGAGCGGUUGUCUCGCGCGUCGAUCGGAGUUUCGAAACCGUUUCGCUCUUGCAGCUUCGCAGUUUCUCGCGAAUUAAGCGACAAAAGUGGGCAAAAAUACGUUUUGCGAUCUAAUUAUUGAAUUUUAUUCGCCAAAGUGUACAAGUCAUAACGAAAUACCAACGAAAAGUGCCUUUUUUAAUCAAGAGUUGGUAACACACAUACCAACGCUAGGACUGAAGCACGCACACAAAUGCGCGCGCUCAGUGGUGUGCGUGUAACCACUUUUUUACCUGGUCUUACCUGUUUGCGGAGCGAAAGAGAGAGGGCGAGGGAGAAAGAGAGUGUUAAAGCGGAUGAGUGAAAGAUAAAAGUGAACGAAAUAUCAGGCAGAGCAGCUGCACCGAAAUCGGAAUAAGUCGGUCUAUAAUCACGGGGCGAACUGUACGAGUUCGAUUUCGAUUGAAUUGAAUUGAUAAUUGAUAAUUGAGCGGUUGCCAUGAAAAUGCAGUCCAAACAAACGGCACACUGAGAGAAACAAGAGAAGUGCAAAUAGAAAUAGAAGUGGCAAUACAAACAGAGCACGUAAAAGUAAAAGGUGUGCCAAAGUGUGAGUGAGUGGACAGAAUAAUACUGGGUGAUUCACAAAGAAGUGCUCAAAAGUAGUGGUCCGGCUGAAAAAGAGAGUCAGAGAUGGCGGAUCGCCGCUAAGGAGCAUGUCCACCAGUGUCCAGCGAUUGUCCAGUAGCUACUGCAUUAUCAUGUCGGUGACCCAACAGGCCGGCGUCCUCAAUCCCGCCCAGCAACAGACGCACCAGCAGCACAAGCGGAAAUGCCGCGACCUCGGCCGGCGACUAAUCCCCGCGAGACCGCUCCUGGCCGUCCUCGUGGCGCUCAGUGUCCUGUCACCCGCCCUCGCAAUUCUUUCGCCGCCGGACAAGACCUCCUUCCGCGACAACCGAAAGCCCGCCUUCAAGAACUGUGCCGGAUACGCUCCGAAGGUCAAGGAGGAGCAGCCGGAGAACACCUACGUGCUCACCGUGGAGGCUGCCGACCCCGAUCCCGAUCAGGUCAUUCGCUACAGUCUCGUCCAGUCGCCGUACGAGCGGCCCAAGUUCUUCAUCAACCCCAGCUCGGGCGUGAUCACCACCUCCCACACCUUCGACCGCGAUGAGCCGAUCCACGAGAAGUUCGUCUUCGUCACUGUUCAGGCCACGGAUAAUGGGCUGCCCCCGUUGGACGACGUCUGCACCUUCAACGUGACCAUCGAGGACAUCAACGACAAUGCUCCGGCAUUUAACAAGGCUCGCUACGACGAGUCCAUGUCGGAAAAUGCCCAGCCCGACGCGGUGGUGAUGUCUAUCAGUGCCAGCGAUUUCGACGAUGGAAACAAUAGUUUGGUCGAGUACGAGAUUCUGCGGGAGCGUGACUUCCAGUACUUCAAGAUCGACAAGGAGUCGGGAAUUAUCUAUCUAAAUCGACCAAUUGACAAGCGACCCGGCCAGUCGUAUGCGAUAAAUGUUCGGGCUUACAACGUUGUCCCCGAUCCGCCGCAGGAUGCGCGGACCGAAGUGCGCAUCCGGGUGGUGGAGUCCUCGAUCAAGCCCCCGUCCUUUGUGAACCCCAUCGACACACCCAUCUACCUGAAGGAGAAUCUCAAGAACUUCACACAUCCGAUCGCCACAUUACGGGCAGUAUCCAAUAUGCCAGAUAAACCGGAGGUGAUCUUUGAGCUAAAUACUGGCCGAACAGAGCAGACGAACAGCAAAAACACUUUCGUGUUCAAUCAGAUCGGCAACGAGGUGACCAUAAGCCUGGGCAAAACGCUAGAUUACGAGGCCAUCACGGACUACACGCUCACCAUGAUUGUGCGUAACACCCACGAACUGGGCACGGAGCAUCAGAUCAAAAUCCAGGUGGAGGAUGUAAACGAUAACAUUCCCUACUACACGGAGGUGAAAUCGGGCACGAUUUUGGAGAACGAACCGCCCGGCACACCUGUGAUGCAAGUGCGCGCCUUCGACAUGGACGGCACUUCGGCUAAUAAUAUUGUUUCCUUCGAGCUGGCGGACAACCGAGAGUAUUUCACUAUCGAUCCCGAUACGGGCAACAUCACCGCUUUGACAACUUUCGAUCGCGAGGAGCGUGAUUUCUACAACGUGAAGGUGAUUGCCAGCGACAAUUCACCGUCGAGUUUGUUUGAUAAUGGCGAGCCAAACCGUGGCCACCAGGUGUUUCGCAUUUCCAUUGGCGACAAGAACGACCACAAGCCGCACUUCCAGCAGACAAAAUAUCUGGCGGAGAGGUUGCUCGAGGACGCCAACACCAAUACCGAGGUGAUUGAGGUGAAGGCCGAGGACGAGGACAACGCUUCACAGAUCCUCUACAGCAUCGAGGGCGGCAACGAGGGCGACGCCUUUAAAAUCGGCCUUAAGACCGGCAAGAUCACGGUCAAUCAAAAGUUAGACUACGAAACGAUCACGGAGUACGAGCUGAAGGUGCGGGCCUUCGACGGAAUUUACGACGACUACACCACGGUGGUGAUUAAAAUCGAGAAUGUAAACGACAACCCUCCGGUUUUUAAGCAGGACUACAGCGUCACCAUUCUGGAGGAGACCACCUACGACGACUGCAUCCUUACAGUGGAGGCCUACGACCCGGACAUAAAGGAUCGCAACGCCGAUCAGCAUAUUGUUUAUUCGAUGCACCAGAACGAUGGCAAUCGCUGGACCAUCGACAACAGCGGCUGCCUGCGGUUGGUCAAGACGCUGGACCGCGAUCCACCCAACGGCCACAAAAACUGGCAGGUGCUGAUCAAGGCCAACGACGAGGAUGGGGUGGGCACCACGGUCAGUAAGCUGAAGGAGGUGACGAUCACGUUGAAGGACAUCAACGAUAACGCUCCGUUCCUGAUAAAUGAAAUGCCCGUCUACUGGCAGGAGAACCGCAAUCCCGGCCAUGUGGUGCAGUUGCUUGCCAAUGACUACGACGACACUCCGGGGGCGGGAAACUUUACCUUCGGCAUCGACAGCGAGGCCUCGCCGGACAUCAAGACGAAGUUCAGCAUGGACGGGGACUUUCUGCACGCCAACGUGCAGUUCGAUCGGGAGGCCCAGAAGGAGUACUUCAUCCCCAUCCGCAUCAGUGACUCUGGCGUGCCGCGGCAGAGUGCGGUGAGCAUUCUGCACCUGGUGAUUGGCGAUAUCAACGACAAUGCCAUGAGUGAGGGCUCGUCGCGCAUCUUCAUCUACAAUUACAAGGGGGAGGCGCCGGAAACCGACAUUGGUCGCGUUUUCGUGGACGACCUGGAUGACUGGGACCUGGAGGAUAAGUACUUUGAGUGGAAGGACCUGCCGCACGACAAGUUUCGGCUGAAUCCCAGCACGGGAAUGAUCACCAUGCUAGUGCACACCGCCCAGGGAGAAUACGAUCUCCAGUUUACAGUGACCGAGGAGUCAAUGUUCGUGCCCCGUCACUCCGUGGAUGCCGAUGUCACCGUGGUGGUUCGAGAGUUGCCUGAAGAGGCGGUGGACAAGAGUGGCAGCAUCCGAUUCAUAAACAUAACCAAGGAGGAGUUUAUAUCAGUGCCACGCGACUUUCGGUCGCCUGAUGCUCUUUCCCUCAAGGAUCGCCUACAGCACUCUCUGGCCAAGCUGUUCAAUACCUCGGUAGCCAACGUGGACGUGUUCACGGUGCUUCAAAAUGAGAAUCAGACGCUCGAUGUGCGCUUCUCCGCCCACGGCUCGCCGUUCUAUGCCCCGGAAAAGCUAAACGGCAUAGUGGCCCAGAAUCAGCAGCGUUUGGAGAACGACCUGGACCUGCAGAUGCUAAUGGUGAAUAUCGACGAGUGUCUGAUCGAGGGGUUCAAGUGCGAGGAGUCGUGCACAAAUGAGCUGCACAAGAGCUCGGUUCCGUACAUGAUCUACUCGAACACCACCUCGUUUGUGGGCGUGAACGCCUUUGUCCAGGCGCAAUGCGUCUGCGAGGCACCUUUGAUGACACGUUGCCUGAAUGGAGGAAGCCCGAAGCUUGGCGAGAACGACGUGUGUACCUGCACAGACGGUUUCACCGGACCCCACUGCGAACUCGUUUCCGUUGCCUUCUACGGCACCGGUUAUGCCUUCUAUGAGCCCAUCGCCGCCUGCAACAACACAAAGAUUAGCUUGGAGGUCACGCCCCAGAUUGACCAGGGUCUGAUCAUGUACCUGGGACCUCUAAACUUUAAUCCUCUGCUGGCAAUCUCGGAUUUCCUAGCUCUGGAGCUCGAUAAUGGCUAUGUGGUUCUGACUGUGGACUACGGAUCGGGUGCAAUACGGCUUCGGUAUCAGCACAUUAAGAUGGUGACAGACCGCACCUACCAAGUGGACAUCAUCCUGCAGCGUACUAGCAUAGAGAUGAUAGUGGACAACUGCCGCCUGUCAACGUGCCAGUCUUUGGGUGCCCCAGUCGGCCCUAAUAAGUUCUUAAAUGUGAAUGCCCCGCUGCAGCUGGGCGGUACCCCGGUGGACUUGGAACAGUUGGGAAGGCAACUAAAUUGGACCCAUGUGCCCAGCCAGAAAGGAUUCUUCGGGUGCAUUCGUAAUCUGACGAUCAACGAGCAGACCUACAAUCUGGGAAUGCCCUCAGUUUUCCGGAACAUCGACAGCGGCUGUCAGCAGUCCGUGGCCGUGGCAUUCAGCUUCGGAAUCGAUCGCAACUUCAUCAUCGCCAUCAUCGUCUGCCUCGCGCUACUGCUGAUCAUCCUGCUGGCCGUCGUGGUUCAGAAGAAGCAGAAGAACGGAUGGCACGAGAAGGACAUCGAUGACAUUCGCGAGACGAUCAUCAACUACGAGGACGAGGGUGGCGGUGAGCGGGAUACGGACUACGACCUGAAUGUUCUGCGCAGCCAGCCCUUCUACGAGGAGAAGCUCUACAAGGAUCCGCAUGCCCUGCAGGCGAGCAUGCGCGACCCCAACGACAUACCGGACAUCGCCGACUUCCUGGGCGACAAGAAGGAGAACUGCGACCGGGACGUGGGCGCCACCACCGUGGACGAUGUGCGGCACUACGCGUACGAGGGUGACGGCAACUCCGACGGCAGCCUCUCGAGCCUAGCGUCCUGCACCGACGACGGCGAUCUCAACUUCGACUACCUGUCCAACUUUGGACCGCGCUUCCGCAAACUGGCCGACAUGUACGGCGAGGAGCCAUCGGACACCGACUCCAACGUGGACGACGACCAGGGCUGGCGCAUAUAGAAAUCUUGGCCAGCCACAGGGUUGAAGAUGACGUAGAAAUGAAAAGACUUUUUAUAUACUAAGAGUUGUACGGAUGUUGAUAGUGGCGGGACGAGGCGCCGGCCUAGCCGGCCCCAAAGUCGAUUCAAGAGAGAUAUAUAUAUAUGGGUAAACUAUAUAUAUUAUAUAUAUACAUAUAUUUUUAUGGAGGAGUAUUGCAAGGGCCCAGGGGAACACGUUUUUGUUUUUUGUUUUGUAAAUGCAAAAAGUGAUCUUGAUCUUACGUAAACGAACUAUAUUAACUAAAGCUAACACUAAUGUAGCCAAGCAACUGCGAACAAACCACAAAAUUCUGCAGAACUGUUAUUGCUUCGAUUCCACAUAUUAGGUAAAACACAAUAAUAUAUUGAAACUAAACAGCGACCGAAAUAUUCCUAUAAAGAGAAUUCGAAAUCAGUAUGCAUUUUUCAUUGCAUAAAAAUACAUUACACCAACACUAGAUAGUAGUUAAAUUAAGAAUUUAUGUUAGCUGAAAAUGCAUUACACAACGUAAUACGAAGAAUUAUAUCGCGUGAGAGCCUAGACAAGACAGAUCUUCAAUUAGAAUUCGUUGGAACUUCCGAACUAAAAGAAAUUUACACUAAAUCAAAGGGUAACUCAAUUUGAUAAGACAAGUCGGUACAUCUAAGUUAACACUUUAAUCGUAAUUUAUCUAGAAAUAUAGACCCCAUCAAUAUCAGUAUAAGUUCUUAGGGUUGUCUCCUAGUACAUGUAUAAAUCAGUUGAACCUUAUUUAAGCUCUUCGAAUCGAGGGAGACCUUAACUCUCCCUGUAAUGUGUGCAGCUAUAUCUAUGUUAUAUUAAAAGGGAUAUAAUAUAUAUAUAUAUAUAUAUAAAUAUAGAAACAUACAUAUAUGUAAGUGAAAAUGUUCAAUAAAUCAAUGCGAUAUGUAUUUUUGUAAGUCUUUUUCCGUAUUUACUAAGACUCAAGUAAGCCGAAAGGGGGACAUUUUUUACAUGCCAAGGCGAACCAACAUAACAGUGAAAAGCUGAAAUACUUUAUUUAUAUAUAGUACAUAUUAAUUAAUUGUAUAAUUUACAACAAACGAAAGAGCCACACAAACACACAGUAAUUGUGUUAAAAUAAAAAACAUAAUAAAAUCGAA
Drosophila gunungcola (fruit fly) is the source of this 6383-nucleotide messenger RNA. RefSeq names its product DE-cadherin (gene shg). Gene Ontology annotation, molecular function: calcium ion binding; cadherin binding. The record is from RefSeq and is a predicted model, not a curated record. Gene Ontology annotation, cellular component: plasma membrane; catenin complex; adherens junction. NCBI's taxonomy places the organism in Eukaryota, Metazoa, Arthropoda, Insecta, Diptera, Drosophilidae. Gene Ontology annotation, biological process: calcium-dependent cell-cell adhesion; multicellular organism development; cell-cell junction assembly.